This is a messenger RNA of Miscanthus lutarioriparius, 744 nucleotides long. Lineage: Eukaryota; Viridiplantae; Streptophyta; Magnoliopsida; Poales; Poaceae. The record is from the annotation of a GenBank genome assembly.
AUGGCCGCCGCUCUCAGGUCCCCGGCCUCCGUCAGGGUCGUCUCGGGCCCCUCCGCCGCCUCGGGGCUCGCCAAGGCGCGUCGGCAGGCGCCCAGGGUCGUCGCGGUGGGCGGCGCCGGGGCUUGGCAGCAGCAGCCGCGGGGCCGUGGCGCCGCCGCCGUCGUCCGGGCGUCGCUGUUCUCGCCCAAGCCCGCGGCGGCCAAGGACGCGCGGCCGACCAAGGUGCAGGAGCUGUACGUGUACGAGAUCAACGAGCGGGACCGCGAGAGCCCCGCCUACCUCCGCCUCAGCGCCAAGCAGACCGAGAACGCGCUGGGCGACCUCGUCCCCUUCACCAACAAGGUGUACAACGGCAGCCUGGACAAGCGGCUUGGGAUCACGGCGGGGAUCUGCGUGCUGAUCCAGCACGUCCCCGACCGCAACGGCGACCGGUACGAGGCCAUCCACAGCUUCUACUUCGGCGACCACGGCCACAUCUCGGUGCAGGGACCCUACCUGACCUACGAGGAGUCGUACCUGGCGGUCACGGGGGGCUCGGGGGUCUUCGAGGGCGUCUACGGCCAGGUGAAGCUCAACCAGAUCGUCUUCCCCUUCAAGAUCUUCUACACCUUCUACCUCAAGGGCAUCCCGGACCUGCCCAGGGACCUGCUCUGCACGCCCGUCCCGCCGUCACCCACCGUCGAGCCCACCCCCGCCGCCAAGGCCGCCGAGCCGCACGCCAGCAUCAGCAACUACACCAACUGA